UCAUCGACUCGCAGUCAGCGAUGCUAUUAUCCGCUCGAAACACAAAGCCUUGGCGGAGUCUUCCGCCAUUUUUCGCUCUCUUCCGUUGCCUCCGCCGCGCCGAACUGAAGUUCUCCACUUCCUCAUCUUCAGCCAAGACAUCGCUCUAUUUACACGAGGUCUAUGAUGAUUUCUUGCCGUGGUUGGAGCAGAAGGCUGGGGCUGAGAUUUCUUCGGUGCUUUCGAUUGGGAAAUCCGCUUAUGGCAGGUCAUUGUACGCUUCUAAGCCGAUACAAACUGGGGAUUGCAUAUUGAAGGUUCCUUACAGCGUGCAACUAGCUCCAGAAAAUCUCCUUCCAGCAAUUAAUUAUUUCUUAGGUGAUGGAGUUGGUAAUGUUGCAAAGCUUGCUAUAGUCAUUCUAGUUGAGCAGAAAUUGGGUCAGGAUUCUGAAUGGGCUCCAUAUGUCAGCCGUCUUCCACAGCCUGAGGAGAUGCAUAGCACUGUAUUCUGGAGUCAUGAUGAGUUGGAGAUGAUUCGACCAAGCUUUUUGUAUCAGGAAACCAUUAAACAAAAGGCUCAAAUUGAAAAGGAAUUUUUGGCAAAUAGACCAGCUCUUCGUUACUUCUCUAAUGUUCUUGGAGAUGUUACAUUAAAGGAGUUUAGACAUGCAUAUGGUUUAGUUACAUCUAGAGCAUGGCAUAGCACACAGGGCGUAUCCAUGAUUCCAUUUGCAGAUUUUCUAAAUCAUGAUGGCAUUUCAGAGGCAGAUGUUUUGAGUGAUGAAGGCAAAAAACACUCAGAGGUUAUUGCUGAUCGUAAUUAUGCUCCUGGUGAUCAGGUCCUAAUAAGAUAUGGGAAAUUUUCCAAUGCUACACUCCUGUUGGACUUUGGGUUUACGCUUCCAUACAACAUUUAUGACCAGGUUCAGGUAGAGCUCAGUAUUCCUCAUCAUGACCAGCUCCGGGCAAUGAAGUUGGAACUUUUGCGUAGACAUUGUACACCGACCAUUAAAGAUGUCAAUGGCUUCAGCUCUUCUGAGAAUAUGUUCACAAUCAAGUUGGUACUCGAUCAUGGAAUUUGAUUUCUCUAACAUGGAUGCUAUUGAACAUUGAUUCCAACAUUGAAUUUUAUCUUGCUACCUUCAAUUGGAAUGGGAAAAAGGGCAGAAUAACAAAAGAAAAAUCAAGGGCAUGACAAACAGAAGAGGUAGAGAAGUUAAAGGUGCCAACUGCCAAGUCUAUGUGCUCAUUAAUGGAGGCUGUUGGGAGGGGAUAGACUAGUCUCGUUAUAUUAUCUUGGAUCUAGAGGGAAUCUGAAAGAGUCUCAAAGCUGAACCGAAACAUCUGGGCUAUGAUGGACCUUUUUCUUAGUAAAAGUAAAACUUCAUCAUAGUCAUUCAUUAUGCUUUGCUGCUUCACUGGAAGUUGCGUGCCAGGUGGUUUGCUGAUGGUCAUUCCAUAGUUUUUCUAAAUGCAGCUACAAUGAAUCAGAUUAAAAAUGUUGAGUCAGGAUGUAAGUAACAAAUUUUAAAAUGGUAAAGAUGGAAUAAACUGAACCAAUAGAGGUGUAAUUAGGGGGCAUGAGGCAGAUUUUUAAUUUAGCAUGAGAAUGACUUAAAAUUUGAAUAAAGAGGGAUCCAUUUUGGAUGAUGUCAAAUUUCCCCCACAGUUUGUAUCAACAAUGGUAAUCAAUAGAUUCAAAUGUGCCUGGCAUUGGUCUUAGACCUAUAUUUAUCUACAGUAAUUAGUGUCUCCCUGUUUGAUGUCAAAAAAGUGUAUUUUAAUACAUGGAAAGUGAAACUUUGUUUAUGGCCAAUAAAAGUGAUGUAAAACUCAAACAUAGCACAAUCACACACAAAUGUUUUGCCACAUUUGCAAUUUCAAUAGACUCAGCUUUUUGUUAAAAAAAAUUAACCUUGUGAAAGGAUAUAUAUGUACCUCCUGUCAACUGUGUGAAACCUUGUGACUUUUUGCUAAAAUAUGAUAUUUCAGUAAUGAUGGUUUGAUGGAGUCUUGAAACUCAAGAAUAGAUAGUAAUCCACAGAUAAAGCAUCUGACAAGUUCUUUUUUGCUGGGUAAGUUUUGAAGGAACGAUGUCAAUAUCUCGAUCUGUCCUGCUAUAUUCUGAUUGCUAAAUUUAACAACUUGGCAUGCAAAUACCUGUACACCAUGUUUUGGGUGGGAAAGGAUCACUACCUAUGUUUCUCUGAUUCCAUUUUGAGGUUGUUAUCUGAGGGACUGAAUGUUUUACGCUAAUAUGUUAUUUAGAUUUAAGUUGUGAUUUUCUACCUCCACAUCUGAAACUGAUUUUGAUUGAUGAUAAUUUUGCAGUAUCUGCAUGCCUUGCUGCAACAGAUGUCAAUUUUAUGCUUUUGUAUCACUAAUUGUUACGGUUUAUGGGAGUAAUUAUUUUGACUGUCCCUCCUAUUUCUGAUAUCUUUUCUGCAGAAAAGUGAGGUCUGCUAAUGGGAAAGGGAGAGGAAUCCCGUUAUCGCUUCGUGCAUUUGCUCGUGUUUUAUGUUCCACCUCUGCGGCAGAAUUAGACGAUUUGGCUAUGGAAGCUGCACAAAAUGAUGGGCGACUGGCUCGAUAUCCGUUGAAGAACAGAAGCAGAGAGAUUCUAGCUCACCAGUUCUUGCUUUCAAGGAUUACCGAGUUCAUUGAAAAGUAUAGUGCAUGUAUAGAGUCAUUGGGGUCUUCCGAUUCUCCUUGUAUAUUUGGACAACUUGCUUUAAGGAGACAAUUGGCUCGAGAUCUCCUUGUUGGCGAGCUUCGUGUCUUGAAAUCUGCUUCUGCAUGGCUGAAGAACUACUGUGCAACCUCAGCAGAAAUUCAAGAAAAACAAUAAAACCUCUGAUUCAAAGAAAGAAGGCGUGCUCAAAUGGUUUUAUACAGGUCAAAGUCAUUAAUUUGUGUAGCUACUGCCGUAUAGAAGCCUUCAUACUUACAUUCAGUUCACUUGUCACCAUAUUUAGAGGACUACUCUGUCUGAUUGUUUUGUUUCUCAGGAUUCGAUCUCUUGUGGUGUCCAACGCUGGAAAACAAUGAUCUUCACAGCGUUGGCACUGGCAUGGAGCAUCUGUACCCCAUUCCUGUCCAGAUAUCGACGCCAUAACUUUGGCUCUGCGCUUUUUUUAUAUAUAUUUUUUAAAAUUUUUGGGGCUGAGGUAUUGUAUUGAUGUUUGUAACAUAUUUCUGAGAAUUGUUGACUCUGCGCCUUUGCAAAACAUGUGCGCAAUUGGGUUACCUUGAUCUGUAAUUACAGGUCCAGCAAUUACUUUCUGAAAGAGGUUUUCAUCAAUCCCAUUAAUGUCUAACAACUUUAGUUUUGAUCUAAGUGGUUUUCGACAAGGUUUGAACUCACGAUCUUAAGGUCCAACAAUGAGAACAACAAGGGGGUGGUCAGGCCAACCAUCAACCUCGAACUUGGUUCAGUUGGCUUGUCAAAAUUACACACUUACGGAGGUGGGUUAGACAAGUUCUCG
Molecule: messenger RNA, 3464 nt
Organism: Ilex paraguariensis (yerba mate)
Lineage: Eukaryota; Viridiplantae; Streptophyta; Magnoliopsida; Aquifoliales; Aquifoliaceae
Source: the annotation of a GenBank genome assembly